AGCAUGGCUGGACGACUGCUGCUCCUUGCAGUGUCUAUUACUGUGUGUUCUGCUGAGCUCUACACAGCUCUGGUAGACUUGGAGGAGUUGCUGGAGUCGGAAUCUGCGCUGCUGCACACCCUCAAGGACUACAUCUCAGCGCAGGAGCACAAACUGCAAUUAGUCAAGAAGAAGUACCUAGAGUUUACCAGUGAACACGACGAGGCCAGUAAAGAUCCAAACUUCUACCUGUCCAAUCCUCUCAACGCCUUCCUUCUGGUCAAGCGGCUCACGGUUGACUGGAAAGAUGUUGAGGCCACAAUCAAGAAUGACCUUAGUCAAGAGGCCAUGCAGAACAUGACGAUGUUACGAGAUAACCUCAAGUUCCCCACGGAGGAGGACCUGACAGGAGCAGCAGUGGCGCUUAUGAGGCUACAGGACACAUACCAUUUGAGUACCAGCAGUCUGGCGCGGGGAGAGCUCAACGGAGUACAGUACAGUACACAACUGACAGCGGCAGACUGUUUUGAGCUAGGCCGUCAAUCCUACAACCACCAGGACUUCUACCAUACUGUGUUGUGGAUGGGCGAGGCUCUGGCUAAACACGAGAUGGAGCGAAACAGGACCAAAGUGGAGCGCUGGGAAAUACUGGAGUAUCUGGCGUACUCCACCUACAUGCAGGGUAAUGUAAAGAAUGCGCUGCAGCUAACAGAUGAGCUGUUAACCAUACAGCCGAGUCACCAAAGAGCGCUUGGAAACAAGAAGUUUUACCUGGCAGCCAUUGACCAGGACGCCACUCCUCUGAACAUACAAGAUCGCAAGAGUACAGAAGACAGGCCGCUGGAUGAGCUGCCUGAGAGAGAUGUUUACGAGAUGUUGUGUCGAGACGCAGCCAGGCCUCCAGGCAGCAUUACGGCUCAGCUCAAGUGUAGAUAUGUGCACCACAACCGCCCGUAUCUCAGGAUUGCCCCAUUGAAAGAAGAAGAAGCGUAUCUGGACCCUAGAAUACUGCUUUACAGGGAAGCACUGUACGAUUCAGAAAUGGAUACUUUCAAGAGGAUGGCUCAACCAAGGCUCAGAAGAGCGACGGUGCAGAACUACAAAACUGGUGAUCUGGAAGUGGCUCACUAUAGGAUAAGAUGAGUGAGGUGGAGCAGGGAGGUGCCACAGUAUUUCCGGAGUUGCGUCUGUCGCUGUGGCCAGAGAAGGGGA
Macrosteles quadrilineatus (aster leafhopper) is the source of this 1191-nucleotide messenger RNA. Its product is annotated as prolyl 4-hydroxylase subunit alpha-2-like. Bases 4 to 1122 code for a protein of 372 amino acids. NCBI's taxonomy places the organism in Eukaryota, Metazoa, Arthropoda, Insecta, Hemiptera, Cicadellidae. The record is from RefSeq and is a predicted model, not a curated record. The transcript has 9 exons. Gene Ontology annotation, cellular component: endoplasmic reticulum. Gene Ontology annotation, molecular function: protein binding; procollagen-proline 4-dioxygenase activity.